AUGGGUUCGCUGCCACAGCUGUCGAUUGUCAAGGGUCAGCAGCAGGACUUUGUGCCGCGGGCGCUGCAUCGCAUCUUCGAGGAGCAGCAGCUGCGCCAUGCCGACAAGGUGGCGCUCAUUUAUCAGCAGGAACAGGCCCCCCGGGCGCCCAGCCAGAGCAGCUAUCGCCAGAUGAACGAGCGGGCCAAUCGUGCCGCCCGUCUCCUUGUGGAGGAGGCACACGGACGCUUCCUGCAGCCGAACAGCGAUGGGGACUUCAUCGUGGCCGUUUGCAUGCAACCGUCGGAGGCGCUGGUCAACACCCUCCUGGCCAUUUGGAAGGCGGGUGGCGCCUAUUUGCCCAUCGAUCCGAGCUUUCCGGCAAAUCGGGUGCACCACAUUCUGCUCGAGGCGCGUCCGAUUCUGGUGCUGCGCGACGAUGACAUCGAUGCGCAACGUUUCCAGGGCACGCCCACGCUCUCGCUGACGGAACUCUAUGCCAAGUCGCUGCAGCUGAGCGGCAACAAUCUGCUCUCCGAGGAGAUGCUGCGCGGCGGCAACGAUCACAUCGCCAUCGUGCUCUAUACCUCCGGCAGCACCGGGGUGCCGAAAGGCGUUCGUCUGCCGCACGAGAACAUCCUCAACCGUUUGCAAUGGCAAUGGGCCACGUUUCCCUAUACGGCCAGCGAGCAGGUGGGCGUCUUCAAGACAGCGCUCACCUUUGUCGACUCCAUUGCCGAGCUGUGGGGCCCGCUGAUGUGCGGCCUGGCCAUACUGGUCGUGCCCAAGGCCGUGACCAAGGAUCCGCAGCGUCUUGUGGCGCUGCUCGAGAAGUACAAGAUCCGGCGUCUGGUGCUAGUGCCGACGCUCCUGCGCUCCCUGCUCAUGUAUCUGAAGAUGGAGGGCGGCGGCGCGGCCCAAAAGCUGCUCUACAAUCUGCAGAUCUGGGUCUGCUCAGGUGAGCCUUUGGCCGUGCCGCUGGCCAGCAGCUUCUUCGACUACUUUGAUGAGGGCGUGCAUCAUUUGUACAAUUUCUACGGCUCCACCGAGGUCAUGGGCGAUAUCACCUACUUCACCUGCGAGAGCAAGAAGCAGCUGAGCAUGUACGAUAAUGUGCCCAUAGGCAUACCCGUGUCGAACACUGUCAUCUAUCUGCUGGAUGCGGACUAUCGUCCCGUCAAGAACGGCGAGAUUGGCGAGAUAUUCGCCUCGGGCUUGAACCUCGCAGCCGGCUAUGUGAAUGGACGUGAUCCCGAACGCUUCCUGGAGAAUCCGCUGGCCGUGGAGAAGAAAUAUGCGCGUCUCUAUCGCACCGGAGACUAUGGCUCGCUGAAGAAUGGCAACAUCAUGUAUGAGGGUCGCACCGAUUCCCAGGUCAAGAUACGUGGUCAUCGCGUCGAUCUGUCGGAGGUGGAGAAGAACGUCGCCGAAUUGCCGCUGGUGGAGAAGGCAAUUGUGCUGUGCUACCGCGCCGGCCAUGUGGAUCAAGCCAUACUGGCCUUUGUGAAGCUGCGCGACGAUGCGCCCAUGGUCACCGAGCUGCAGCUGGAGGCCCGGCUCAAGGAUAAGCUGGCCGACUAUAUGACGCCGCAAGUCAUUAUACUGGAGCAUGUGCCGCUGCUGGUCAAUGGCAAGGUGGAUCGCCAGGCGCUGCUCAAGACCUACGAGACGGCCAACAACAAUGAGGGCGACUCCAGUAUUGUGCUCGACUUUGACUACAGCCAGGUGCCCGAGGAACUGAAGCUCACGGCUCGCGAUCUCUUCGAGACGGUGGGCGGCGUAAUUGGACGCUCGACGCGCGCCAGCCUCUCGCCGCACAGCAACUUCUAUGAGCUGGGCGGCAAUUCGUUGAACUCCAUUUUUACGGUCACCCUGCUGCGCGAGAAGGGCUACAACAUUAGCAUCUCCGAGUUCAUAGCGGCCAAGAAUCUGGGCGAGAUUAUCGAAAAGAUGUCGGCCAAUCACGAUGCCGUGCAGCUGGAGGAGGAGACCCUCAAUGCGUGCCCGCAUCUCAAAAUGGAGGCGGUGCCGCUGCAACUGGAGCACCGUCAGGAUGUGAUCGACAUAAUUGUGUCCAGUUUCUACAACAAGGCCGACUUGGAGCAGUGGCUCAAGCCGGGCGUCCUGCGCACCGACUACAGCGAUAUACUCAAUGACAUUUGGAGCGUUCUGGUCGACUGCAAGCUGAGCUUUGUGAUAUACGAUCGGAAUACGGAACGCAUCAUUGGCACCGCCCUCAACUUUGAUGCACGCUGCGAGCCCGAGGUGGACAUCAAGUCGAAGCUUCUGAUCAUCUUCGAGUUCCUCGAGUUCUGCGAGGGACCCAUACGCGACAACUAUUUGCCGAAAGGUCUCAAUCAGAUACUGCACUCGUUCAUGAUGGGCACCGCGGAGCAGCUGAAUCCCCGCGAGAAUAUCGCCUGCAUGCACUUCAUGGAGCACGAGGUGUUGCGGGUCGCGCGCGAAAAGAAAUUCGCUGGCAUCUUUACCACCAACACGAGUCCACUCACCCAGCAGCUGGCCGAUGUCUAUCACUACAAGACGCUGCUCAAUUACCAGGUCAACGAGUAUGUCAGCUCCGAUGGCAGUCGACCCUUCCGGGAUGCACCCGACGAGCAGCGUGCCAUCGUCCACUGGAAGGAGGUCGGUGGCAAGUAGGACCAAAGGCCAAAGGUCGCGCGCACUCCUAGCAUCUAGACGAUCGAAUUUAAGACGCACCUGUGUUGUAUGUAACCUGUAGUAUGUAGUUUGUAGCCUGUAGUAUAUAAGGUCUAUAGCAAUAGAUCCACCUUCUAGUAUUAUCCCUAGGCAUUGCCCAAUGAAAUUUCAUCAAUGUAUGUUGACUAGUUAUAAGCUUUCAAUGCAAUUAAACAA
Molecule: messenger RNA, 2853 nt
Organism: Drosophila novamexicana
Lineage: Eukaryota; Metazoa; Arthropoda; Insecta; Diptera; Drosophilidae
Gene: e
Product: mycosubtilin synthase subunit C
Exons: 6
Coding region: 1-2637 (878 amino acids)
Source: RefSeq, a predicted model, not a curated record